GUUGACGGUCGUAUAAGUGUUAUCAGCUGCCGCUAACGCAAAGUUGGCACAAAAUACGUGGCUUUUUAUCCGUAUUUUUGCGGUAAUUCAAAAAGUUAUGAUCUACCAUAGAUAGCCAUUCGUUUAAUUGACAUAACUAGAUAACAAUAUGUUGAUCCUAUUGCUGCAAGUGGGCUGCUAUCUGUUGGCCGGUGUUGGUGCAGCUGCCUUGUUGGCAAUAUUGGUUGCGUUGUACAAAUCCAAACCUUAUCCUCUUAUAACGCGCCACAAGGACGAGAAAUUCUUUUUGGAUACUGACACAAUUAAAACUGUUGAAUUUCCCAGUUUGGAUGACUCGCCCACCUUGGAGCUGAGUGUCAUUGUGCCGGCUUACAAUGAGGAGCAGCGAUUGCCCGCCAUGCUAGACGAGUGCAUGGCAUAUCUAGCACAGAAGACGGAAAAGCAGCUGGAUUUCAGCUACGAGGUAAUUGUGGUUAGCGAUGGCAGCAGUGAUUCAACGGUCUCGGUAGCUCUAGAAUACUCAAAGAAAUAUGGUGCAAAUAAGUUUCGUGUGCUGGAGCUGGUGGAGAAUCGUGGCAAGGGUGGAGCCGUGCGGCUAGGCAUGCUAAGUGCACGUGGUCGACAGCUGCUUUUUGCGGAUGCCGACGGUGCAACCAAAUUUGAAGACUAUGAGAAACUAGCUGAGGCCUUGGCUAGCCUAGCUCCGGAGUGGAGGCACGAUGGUAUAGCCAUUGGUUCUAGAGCUCACCUAGAAGAUGAGUCAAUUGCCAAGCGCAGCUUUUUUCGUACAAUAUUGAUGCAUGGCUUCCAUACGCUUGUCUGGAUAUUUGCGGUGCGAUCUGUGCGGGACACCCAGUGCGGAUUUAAGCUAUUCACCCGUGCCACAGCCCGCAAACUGUUCAAUAGCUUGCACGUCGAACGCUGGGCAUUCGAUGUGGAGCUGCUCUACCUGGCUGAACGUCUCCAGUUGCCCAUGACGGAGGUUGCGGUACGGUGGACAGAAAUUGAUGGCUCGAAAUUAUCGCCUUUUUGGUCGUGGCUGCAAAUGGGCAUCGAUUUAUUUAUGAUCUGGCUGCGAUACAUGGUGGGCGCUUGGCGUAUUGUCGCUAGCGAGAAGAAGAAGAACUAGGUGUUAAAAUAUCGAAAUAAUUGCUAAGUGCGCGCAUUUAAAUUGUAAUUGUUUUUGUUCUCUACUAACUUAAACU
Messenger RNA from Drosophila arizonae, 1205 nucleotides. RefSeq names its product Dolichyl-phosphate beta-glucosyltransferase wollknaeuel (gene wol). The record is from RefSeq and is a predicted model, not a curated record. Gene Ontology annotation, cellular component: endoplasmic reticulum membrane. Gene Ontology annotation, biological process: protein N-linked glycosylation. NCBI's taxonomy places the organism in Eukaryota, Metazoa, Arthropoda, Insecta, Diptera, Drosophilidae.